CCGAAACUACAUCUGCAUUAAGCCCAUUGCACUCGACUCCGUUCAGCAUGGGGGACAUUUUUCAAGUUCUGGUUAUUGGUUUUAAGGGAGAAAAGAAAACCGUCGACGUUGCAACCAACGAAGAUGAUUUCAACAAAACAACUGUUUCGGAUUUCAAAGAAAAGCUAAUGACGAAAUUUCCGGAGCUUAAAGGUGCUCAGUUCACAAUGAUGUUCGCUGAUGUCAAGCUUGAGGACACCGACACUUUCUCCAUGCGCAAGAUCCAGAAUAAAUCCACAAUCUUCCUGAUCGUCCGUAUGCCAGGAGGAGGAGAAGGAGGAGGAGGAGAAGCCGCACAGCACAGGAUGAAGAGAGAGUCCGGGACAGACGCAAUAAAGAGACGGACUGAAAAUGUCUACUUUUAAUCAUA
This is a messenger RNA of Tachysurus fulvidraco (yellow catfish), 409 nucleotides long. RefSeq lists its product as uncharacterized. The transcript is spliced from 2 exons. The record is from RefSeq and is a predicted model, not a curated record. NCBI's taxonomy places the organism in Eukaryota, Metazoa, Chordata, Actinopteri, Siluriformes, Bagridae. Gene Ontology annotation, molecular function: protein binding. The coding region runs from base 48 to 404 and encodes 118 amino acids.